Messenger RNA from Anopheles coustani, 4207 nucleotides. Its product is annotated as nephrin-like. NCBI's taxonomy places the organism in Eukaryota, Metazoa, Arthropoda, Insecta, Diptera, Culicidae. The record is from RefSeq and is a predicted model, not a curated record. Bases 1 to 4131 code for a protein of 1376 amino acids. Gene Ontology annotation, molecular function: protein binding. The transcript is spliced from 23 exons.
AUGGAGUAUUCAUUACAGGAACAUCAUUCUAUCCCAAUGCUGUUAUGCAGCACUCAGCAAAAGUUCCGCAUUAUGCCGAGAGAUCUGCAAGUGCUGGAAGGCACCGAGGCGCUGCUUCGCUGUGAAAUCUACAAUCUCGUCGGUGCCGUGCAGUGGACAAAGGAUGGCUUUGCGCUGGGAUUCUCCCACACCAUCCCCGGCUACCCCCGGUACUCGGUGCUGGCCGAUCGGAACCUCGGUAUCUACAAUCUGCGAAUAUCGAACGCGUCGAUAGAGGACGACGCGGAGUACCAGUGCCAAGUCGGUCCGGCCAAAUUCAACUCGGCCAUCCGCGGCAACGCCCGGCUCACCGUGAUAUCUCCUCCGUCGUCGAUCGAGAUCCAGGGAUAUAGCCGGAACGCGAAGGUGGAGGUACGCGAGGGCCAGGACCUCUCACUGACCUGCGUCGUAUCGAACGCCAAACCGGUCGCCCAGAUAGUCUGGUACCGUGGCAAAACGGAGUUCAAAUCCGAUACGAUCGAGAACAAGGUGACGGAGACAGAGGGCAAACGGUACACGGUGUCUUCGCAGCUCCGCAUCAAGCCUACCGCCGAGGACGACUACAUGGAGUACACCUGCCAGGCGAAGCAUAAGGCGCUACAGCCCGACCGUCCGAUGCAGACGAAGGUGCAGCUUUCGGUGCUCUAUCCCCCGGGUGAGCCACAGAUCGAAGGCUACACCACCGGCGAGGUACUCCGGCGGGGUCAAAAUGUGGAGCUGAUCUGCCGCAGCCGGGGUGGCAACCCGCCGGCCCAGCUGAUCUGGUACAAGAACGACGUGCAGGUGCGGAUGGCCUACCGGACGACGGAGCGGCUGUCGGAGAACAUCUACUCGUUCGUCGCCGAAGAGGGAGACAAUAAGGCGCGGUUGCGCUGCGAGGCCAACAACGUCAUGAUUUCGGCACCGCUCAAAACCGAAAUUACCCUCAGCGUGCUGUUCGCACCGACCCACGUCACCAUUUCGGGAGCCUCCGAGGCGCGCACCGGAGACCAGGUAUCUCUGCAGUGCCAAACGGCACCCUCGAACCCAGCGGCGGAAGUAAAGUGGAGUGUCAAUGGGCAUCACGUGAAAAACACCACCUCCAGGACGAUCGAGAAUCCAGACGGAGGGUGGAUGACCAUCUCCAACCUUAGCGUGCCGGUGGAGGCGAACAAACGCUCGCUGGUUGUGAUAUGCCACGGACUGAACAUGCAGCUGCCGGAGAACAUCAUCUCGACGCACACCGUGAACGUGCUGUUGCCUCCUAGUCAACCAGUAAUAACGGGCUACACGGAGGGAACGGUCAUCCCGGCCGGAUCGGUGCAGCGCCUCCAGUGCAGCUCGACCGGCGGCAACCCUUUGGCGACGCUGACCUGGUUCAAAAACGAUAAAAAGCUAAACUCCGUCACAAAAACCACCGAUAAGUCGGUUUCGUCCGAAAUCUCGAUACUGGUCAAUGCGACGGACAACCAGGCCAAGUACCGGUGCGAGGCGCAUAACUCGGCCACCGAAAUACCGAUGUCGGCCGCCAGGACCCUUGCCGUCAACUUCCCACCCGAGACGGUGAAAAUCAAAAUCAUUCCACCGGAGCUUAAGCCCGGCAUCGAAGCGACACUGAUCUGCGACUCGAGCUCCAGUAAUCCGCCCGCAACGAUUUCGUGGUGGCGCGACGGCAUCGCGGUCGACGGCAUGAACAACUCAUCCAAGCCGGGCCUUUGGGGAGGCUACGUAUCGUCGCUCGAGCUGAAGGUGAACAUCAGCCAGGACAUGGAUGGCAACGUGUACACGUGUCAGAGCGCCAACGAGGAACUCCAGCGCAACGUGCACGAAGCCAUCAAGUUGCAGGUGCUAUAUCCGCCCAAAUUCAAACCGCCGCCGUCGUCCACCGUCGUCGGCGCAGAAGGUGAACCGCUGACCGUCGCCAUGGUGGCCACCGGCAACCCGAUGUCCAUAUCGUACACCUGGACCAAGGAUGGUCUACCGAUCCUCUCCACCGCAGGGCCACAACGAAUCGUCUCCGAGGGACCGAUCCUGAACAUCACCCGGCUCAACCGGAACGAUACCGGCAUCUACACUUGCGAAGCUGUCAACUCCCAAGGGUCGGCGAUGAUUAAUAUUUCCGUCGUAGUUGAGUAUGGCGCAUCGAUACAGUCCAUAUCAGAGAACGUCACCGUCAGCCCCGGAGAGGAGGCGAUGCUUUCGUGCACCGUGGAAGGAAAACCAUUAACGGAGGAGCACAUUCGCUGGGAGCGCAUCGGAUACGAUAUGACCAUCAAAACGUCCACCACGUUCGUCAACGGGACCAGCUACCUGCACGUGAAGAACGCCCGCCGGGAGGAUGUCGGCAAUUUCCGCUGCAUCGCCGAUAAUCGCGUCGCCAAUCCGACCAGCCGGGAUGUUUUAUUGAUUGUGAAAUUUGCACCGGAGAUCGAUAAAUCACCGGUGAUGCUGCGAGCGGCGGCCGGUUUUGGCGAACGGGCCCGCCUCCCGUGCCGCGCCCAGGCCGCCCCCCGGCCGAAGUUCUACUGGUCCCGGUCCGGGCAGGUGUUGAACGUGAACCAGUCGGCCAAGUUCUACGUCGAGUACAAGCAGAUCGACGCGCUGACGUACGAGUCGACGCUGGUGGUGGAGCGCGUGGCGUCCAACGACUACGGCCAGUACGAGUGCAUCGCCCGGAACGAGCUGGGCAACGCGAAGGAGAAGGUUCGGCUCGACGUAACCUCCCCGCCGGACCCACCAGUCAGCCUGAACGUGCUGAACGUGACGCACGACUCGGUGACGCUGGCCUGGACGCCCGGAUUCGACGGCGGGAUGAAGGCCAACUACCGCAUCCGGUACCGGGAGGUGAACAGCGAUCGCUACUGGUACGAGGACAGCCAGCCGAACUCCUACAAGCUGACGGUCGGCGGUCUGCGGAUGAACACACUCUACGUCUUCUCCAUCAUGGCCUCGAACGGGCUCGGGUCCAGCCGCUACCUGCCGGACGUGACGCGUGCCCACACCAAAGACACACCACCAUCGCAGCCUGCCUCGUCUUUGGGUAGCAAAACGGCCACCUCUCAGGCAACCGGCGGCACCAUCGGCGCAUCCGGUAUCGUGCUGCUAAUCGGUGUCGCUGCCGGCAUCUGUCUCGUCCUUCUCAACAUCAUCCUGAUUGGCUGCUGCAUUCAUCGGCGCACCGUCCACAAGCGCAUCAAGCGGGGCGAAACGCUGUCUAGUGUCUCGGAAAAGAGUGACGCUUACUCAACCGACGCUAAUCGUCCCGACUACACGGACGACACGACCAGCAAAUCCGCUUCGACAUAUCUCGUGGAAAACGGGGACAUGCCGCCGCCACGCUACCAGAAGGAAGGCACACUUCCGCCGUACCCUAACAAUAUCAAUGGAGCUUACGCACGUACCUUGCCCCAUCCGCGCCAUAACCCGGUGAACUAUCAGCAGCGAAGCCACGACGAUCAGAUGAUCGAGCGUAGUAGCUACGUAACCGCUCCGUCCCCAGGACCUCCGUUCGACGGGUCCUACUACAACAUGAACAGUGACCGCUACCUGUCAUAUCCUCCGAUGCAGGACUACUCGGCCAUGGAAAUGUCGACACCUCCGCCUCCGGUGAUACCGGCCCUACCAAAGAACACCGGGACGCUGACGCGAGCGUCGCGGCCUAUGGUUCCGCCGCCGGACGUCACCUACCACGCGCAGUCGGUCGUUAACGAGAGUUCGUCCUCGCCACAGCAUAUGAGCAGUAGCCUGAGCAACGCCGGUCCGCCUCAGCCGGCUCCCAAGCCGCUGCAGGGUAUCCUGAAGGACCCGAAGCGUAACAGCAGCGCCAGCAACAGUAGCCAACAUCAGCAGCUACAGCAUGGUGGCCCCCAGCUCAUCGCUGUCCAGGCUCCGUCACCGGUGCCGUUGGGGUUGAGUGGAGUUCCCACCGGGAUUCCGCUGGUCGGUAGCACCUUCCUGGGUACGGCUACCUCCGGAAGCGGGUCGAAUGGGGGAGCCGGCUCGAGCAGCCUGGGAAAUAGUCUGCUGAUCGGAACGUACGACCCGAGCAGCACCAACCUGAGCUCCUUCAAUGCGUCCUUCGGCUUCACCGAUGCCGAUGGCCAUCUGGUGUAGGUCGGGGCACUGCUUAACGACACGUCUUCAGCGGCUACAAUCCUGCAACUCCGCUUUGCCAAAAACACCGACCCGC